Molecule: messenger RNA, 552 nt
Organism: Microthlaspi erraticum
Lineage: Eukaryota; Viridiplantae; Streptophyta; Magnoliopsida; Brassicales; Brassicaceae
Source: the annotation of a GenBank genome assembly
AUGGCGGCUUCAUCUCAUCUCUUUGCACUCCCUUCGCGUCUGGACACAGCUUCUCCGUUUCUCUCCGCACCAAACCGGAAUCGAGUCUGCAUCAAUGCGAAAUCAUGCCCGGACAAUCAGAGCUUCGAUUCGAACGAUUCCGAUUCUUCGUCGGAGAAUAACAACAAAACCCAGAAAUCUAUAUCACGGAGACAGUGGAUGACAUGUGUGUGCUUAUCUCCAGCUCUAAUCAGCAAUGCGUAUACUUUUGUCUCUGUACAAGACGCAGCCGCACUAGACAAGAAACCAGGAGUUUGCCGUAACUGUCAGGGCAUUGGUGCUGUUCUUUGUGAUAUGUGUGGUGGCACAGGAAAAUGGAAAGCUCUAAACAGAAAACGUGCAAAAGAUGUAUAUGAGUUCACAGAAUGUCCAAACUGUUACGGACGAGGGAAGCUUGUUUGUCCGGUCUGUUUGGGUACAGGUUUACCAAACAACAAAGGGCUUCUAAGAAGGCCUGGUGCUCGUGAGCUACUCGACAAGAUGUACAAUGGUCGGCUUCUUCCCAAUUCAUGA